AUGAAACUUAUCCAAGCUUUCCUAUUCUCUUGCUUUAUCUAUCAUUCUUCGACUGCCUUCAGUCCGAGCCGGCAAGGUUUUGGACAUGAUGUCUUUGUUCUGAGACACUCUUGGCAUGAUUCGGAUUUCUACAACAGUCAAAGUGACCGGACUCGAAGACCUCUUCACGACAAGGGCAAAGACAACGCAUAUGAUCCCAAUCAUGAAGAAAAGUUUAGUGCUUCUCUCUACAGGAGGCCGGGAUCCGCUACUUAUUCGCCACCACCACAUGCUGAGCCAAUUUCGCAUCCACAGCAUGCCAUUCAGCCUCCUGCUCCUGUUGCACCUACUCAACCAGCUAUCCAGCCUACUCCAAACUUUGCCGCAGCUCCAGACUAUCAAGCAAAUGCAAUGCAGCAAAAUGUUUUGGCUAGACAAGCAAACGCAAUGCAGCAAAAUGACGUCGAUAGACGACUCGAAAGUGUGGAAAAUAGUCUUGAAGAAAUCAAAUUGACAUUGAACUACAUUGCUUCGCUGAUGGAAAAGAACCAGCAAUAA
Molecule: messenger RNA, 537 nt
Organism: Cylindrotheca closterium
Lineage: Eukaryota; Bacillariophyta; Bacillariophyceae; Bacillariales; Bacillariaceae
Source: the annotation of a GenBank genome assembly